CACUAUCUCUCUAAUCUACGCUAUGCACAUAUAUUGAUGCUAUCCCGAGAUCGAAAUUUAGCUAGAGCGAUUUCUGCACCUGCAUUUGCACAGACAUUCGAGGGGUGCAUAAAAUUUCAUGCGAGGAACAAUUAGUGGGGCGGCAUCAGGCGGAUUAACUUAAUGCCGCAUGAGUGCAGCGACCAAAAAAAUAUAUUCGCAGUUCUUCAAUACCCUCACUUUUCACAACAUAUCACCAAACAGCCACGAUGGUUAUGCAAUUUUGUGACGCCUGUGGCAAUCUCCUGGAUGUCUCUUUAGACAAAUUUGUAAGAUGUGACUGUUGUGGAGAUUCCGUUCUGAGUACAUACUCUCGUCUUCCACUGUGUACACAAAAGCUAACAAUGUGGUAGAUUCAAUGGUGAGCGAAGGACAAUCAGCUGUAUCUAUGGCCAGAUCCGACAACUUUCCUUCCCUCCUUCGGACGAAACGUUCAAAUGUCCAACAAGUAUCUGCCGAUGAUCGAAAGUCCACCGAAAAAGUUAAACGCAGCUGUGAAAAUCCAAAUAUAGACUGUCCGGCGGAGGAAAUGACUUUCCGUAAUGUGCAGAUGAGAGGUGCCGAUGAAGGUUCAACAAUUAUUUACACAUGCCCAGAAUGUGGAUAUGGGUUAGUGACACUAUAUCAUCUUACUUAUUUGCUAUGAAUAUGGCUAAUAAUUGAAUAGAUUCCAAGAGGGAAACUAAUGUGGGAAAAUAAUCGCGUUGAUAUUGCGGGCUGCGGAUGUAUUUGAGAGCAGCUAAAAUAAGUUUUGCAAAGCAACAAUACUAUAAUCUGACCUGCGGGUCAUAAUUCUAUCCCCUAUCAUCAGUCCAAACAGACAUGUCGAAGGUGCCAUCAUUCCGCGCUGUGGCCCUUCCUCGGUGGACCACAAUCAGCCAUCGACAGCCUUCUUCACUUCCCGAAAAUCCGCAUCAAGCUUGAACUUGACACUCACUGCAAGGGCCGGGAUAGCCUCCAACAGCAUCUUGCCCCUGCGUAGGGCAGGCACUGUCAUGACAAGAUUUCCAGCCGUUUCUAGUUGUAACGCUGUGCCUGCAGGCGCAUUCCCAAAUCUCGAUAUGGCACAUGGAUCUAUAAGUGUUAGUUGGCACCAGGAUUAGAAAGGAUGUAUUAAGACAUACAAUUCUUCAAGGUCGAGAAUUGGUCUUUCGGUUAUCUCGCUUUUUUGCUGGUAGUGGUGCCGGUGAUGAUAGAGGUAGAAUCUUAUCUUCAUCAAAUUAGUAUUAGAACGGAAAGCUAUAAAAUGAUUAGAUUUGCCUU
Molecule: messenger RNA, 1302 nt
Organism: Sclerotinia trifoliorum
Lineage: Eukaryota; Fungi; Ascomycota; Leotiomycetes; Helotiales; Sclerotiniaceae
Source: the annotation of a GenBank genome assembly